Messenger RNA from Ylistrum balloti, 672 nucleotides. RefSeq names its product methyltransferase-like protein 27. The record is from RefSeq and is a predicted model, not a curated record. The transcript is spliced from 5 exons. The coding region runs from base 1 to 672 and encodes 223 amino acids. Gene Ontology annotation, molecular function: S-adenosylmethionine-dependent methyltransferase activity. Lineage: Eukaryota; Metazoa; Mollusca; Bivalvia; Pectinida; Pectinidae.
AUGAGUGGAAACGAAGUCGAUAAUGAGAAGGUGAUUUGCGAUAGAGUAAAAACAGCGUACAAAGCAGGACAAACCAAGGAAGAGGUCAGGGAUAUCUACAAUGGGUUGGCAGAUAUUUACGACACUUAUUCACAGCCUGACCAAUAUCAAGGUCCGGUACAAACAGCCAUUGAAUGCUGUGAAGUUAUACCAGAAGCAAACAGAGAGGGUGCCUUAGUGCUCGAUGUGGCUGCUGGAACAGGAUUACUUGGCAAAGAGCUGCAGCUGAGAGGUUUCAGAAAUCUGCAUGCAUUGGAACCAUCAACAAAAAUGUUAGAGAAGGCCAACACUCGGAAUAUUUAUAAGAAAUUCAUCAACGAGUUUAUAUCGGAGGAGGCACUGGUCCAGGUAGCAGCUGAUACUUAUGACAUCGUUGCGUCAUGUGGAGGAAUGGGUCAAGGUCACAUUCCGGCAGGUGCAGUAUGGGAGAUGUUAAGAAUAACCCGUAAAGGUGGGUUUAUCAUCCUAGCGAUGCGAGAGGAAUACCUGAGACAUCCGCAAUAUGACGGUAUACUGGAAGUGUUGAUGGAAAACAUGGAGGAAACUGGAAAAUGGAAAACGAUUAAAAAAAGGAUAAUUGCGAAGUGGUUUAUGAAAAUGGACGGAGUUGUAUUUGUAUUUGAGAAGGCGUAA